Papaver somniferum (opium poppy) is the source of this 471-nucleotide messenger RNA. RefSeq lists its product as uncharacterized. The transcript has a single exon. The record is from RefSeq and is a predicted model, not a curated record. Lineage: Eukaryota; Viridiplantae; Streptophyta; Magnoliopsida; Ranunculales; Papaveraceae. Bases 1 to 471 code for a protein of 156 amino acids.
AUGUGGAUUGAUAAUUUGGAGCUCAGUGUUGUAUCUGCUAACUCUAACCUGAUUGGAAGUUCGAUUGAAACUCAUUUUAACUUACCUCGAUGGGAGCUAUUAUGUGUGUACGGCCCUGCAGCACAUCAAAACAGAAAUGGGUUUUGGGAAGGAAUGUCUAAUCUUAUUGCUUCAACUGAAACACCUUGGUGUAUGAUUGGUGAUUUGAAUGUACUUAUUUCUUCUCAUGAGAAACAUGGUGGAUCUCAGAAUUUGGAUAUCAAUUGUAAGGAAUUCAGGAAUUUAAUUCAAGAUAGAGAUGCCAUUGACUUGGGGUUUGGAGGACCACCUUUCACCUGGUCAAGAAGAACAAUCCAUUAUGCCUCGGUGUAUGAACGUCUUGAUAGGGAGAUGUGUAACUCUCUGUGGAAGCUGCAAUUUACCGAAUCUGUUGUCCUCCAUCUUCCAAGAAUUUAUAGUGAUCACACUUGA